Prunus armeniaca (apricot) is the source of this 315-nucleotide messenger RNA. Lineage: Eukaryota; Viridiplantae; Streptophyta; Magnoliopsida; Rosales; Rosaceae. The record is from the annotation of a GenBank genome assembly.
AUGGCUUUCCACACUCGCUCCAACAGCUUCACCUCAAGGCGACACCCGAUCGUUCAAGAAGUUGAUGAACAUUUGUGUAGAUUGAGAUCUUCUGACGCCACCUCCACAUCCUCCACAUCAAUCAGCCACAAACUAAUUGGCCUUCAAGACUUGCAUAGUUGUGUUGAUAGGUUGUUUCAGUUGCCCCUCACUCAACAAGCCUUGGCCCAAGAGCAGAAUGAGAAAUCGACUAAUGAGCUAUUAGAUGGUUCUCUCAGGCUCUUGGAUGUUUGUAGCAGUGCCAAGGAUAGGAAUGCGUACAGGGCCUUCAAUUGA